AUGGCGAGGAUGUGGCAGACAGUAACGUUACAGCAGGAGUGUGUAUGUGACCUUGACUUGAGGAAGAUGGUCUCUGUGUCUAUGGAUGGACCCAAUGUCAAUUGGCGAUUUUUUGAGAUGCUGCAGCAGGAGCAUGCAGAGCAUUUUGGGGGUGCUCAGCUGGCAGUGGUGGGGAGUUGUGGCUUGCAUACUCUCCAUAAUGCUGUCAAAUGUGGAUUCACCGAUUGGCAUGUGGAGAAGUUCCUAAGAGGUCUGCAUACAAUUUUCCACAACGUGCCAGCAAGAAGGGAGGAUUUCUGUAAUCUCACAAAGUCCAAAAUCUUCGCUUUGCCUUUUUGUGGUCACCGCUGGGUCGAGAACCUACCAGUGACGGAGAGGGCCCUUGUCAUCUGGCCAGACAUGAUGAAGUAUGUUGAGGCUGUUAGCACCAAAAAGCUUCCUAACCCUGGGACGUCCUCCUAUGAUACCAUUGUCGCGCCAACUAAAGACCCUCUCAUUCUAGCAAAGCUUCACUUUUUCAUGGCAGUGUGUCGAAGUGUAACACCUUUCCUCACCAAAUACCAGACUGAUGAGCCUGUGCUGCCUUUUAUUGGUAAUGACUUGGCUGAACUGCUGAAGAGUUUGCGGAGGCGAUUCAUCAAACGGGAACUUCUCAAUGAUGCCACACCUCAGCAUUUGGUCCGGCUUGAUUCUGGUGGACUCAGCCCCUCACUGGAUUAG
Molecule: messenger RNA, 720 nt
Organism: Perca flavescens (yellow perch)
Lineage: Eukaryota; Metazoa; Chordata; Actinopteri; Perciformes; Percidae
Exons: 4
Coding region: 1-720 (239 amino acids)
Source: RefSeq, a predicted model, not a curated record